Molecule: messenger RNA, 3302 nt
Organism: Elgaria multicarinata webbii
Lineage: Eukaryota; Metazoa; Chordata; Lepidosauria; Squamata; Anguidae
Product: thioredoxin-related transmembrane protein 1-like
Exons: 11
Coding region: 1-1611 (536 amino acids)
Cellular component (GO): endomembrane system
Molecular function (GO): disulfide oxidoreductase activity
Source: RefSeq, a predicted model, not a curated record
AUGGCGAAGAGCCUCCGCUGGGGCUUCUCCUCAGGCCUGCUGGAAGGCAGAAACAAAAAUAUGCAGGGAUUUCCUCAGGCCCUGGCCCCCCACACUCCCGAGCCCAGCGCCCUGGCCAGCGAACUGCCCGCGCCGCCUCGCCCGGCCGCCCGCGCCCCUUGCGCAGAACCGCCCCCGCGGCGGAGCCUCCGCGCCUUUCCCCGCCUGCGGGCUCCAGCCUUUGCCCCGCGGCCCUCUCCGCCCGCGCGCGCGCGCACGUGCGCCGCAGCCAAGCGAGGGCAGCAACGGCCCCGGCGGCGCCCCUCGCCGACCCUCCCGCCACAGCGGACCUUCCCGGGCUGGAAGGCUGCGCUGCAAGCCUCCUGGAGCCGGGCGGGCCGGGCCGGGCGGCCAACCCGUCGAGGACGCCCGAAGGUGCCGCCAGACCACCACCGCCGCCACCACCACGCCCCUCGCCCCCGCGCCUGGCGCUGCCGCCUCCUGCGCGCCGUCGCAGGCGGAGAGCCCACCGCGGCCGGCGCUUGCGCCACGCCGCUCCCUGCCUGCCCGCAGCUCUGUGUGAAGGCGGGGGCCGUCCUGCCGAAGGUGCGCCUUGUCUGCCAGCGCGCGGGCGCUGCUCACAGGGGCCCCUGCAGCUGCCACGCGGUGUGGGGUGUGUGGCUGUCCUCUCGUGGCCCCUUUGCUGCGGCCAGGCCUAACGGCGUGGCGGAGGCUGCGCUGGGCGACACGUGGCGCGCGGCCAAGGCGGAGGUGGCCAAGAUGGCGGCCCGCGGCCUCCCUGGGUCCUCCUGGCCUCUGCCGUGGCUGCCGCUGCUGCUGCUGCUGGCGUCGGGCUGCCCGGGACAGGCGCGGGCCGGGCGCAGCCAAGUGAAGGCGCUGAGCGACGGCGGCUGGCGGGAGCUGCUGCAGGGCGAGUGGAUGGUCGAGUUCUACGCGCCUUGGUGCCCUGCCUGCCAGAACUUGCAGCCGGAGUGGGAAAGCUUCGCUGAAUGGGGAGAGGAUCUUGAAGUCAACAUUGCAAAAGUGGAUGUGACGGAGCAGCCAGGACUGAGUGGGCGGUUUAUCAUAACAGCACUCCCCACCAUCUACCAUUGUAAAGAUGGAGAGUUUAGACGAUACCAGGGUCCACGGACGAAAACUGACUUCAUCAACUUCAUCAGUGAUAAAGAAUGGAAGUCGAUUGAGCCCGUUUCUUCUUGGUUUGGCCCAUCCUCCUUCCUGAUGAGCAGCAUGUCUGCCCUGUUCCAGCUGUCCAUGUGGAUCCGGAACUGCCACAACUAUUUCACGGGACAACUUGGAAUACCGGUCUGGGGAUCCUACGCUAUUUUUACAUUUGCAACCUUGUUUUCGGGGCUGCUGCUGGGGCUUGUAAUGGUGUUUCUGGCAGACUGUAUUUGCCCCUCCAAGAAGCACAGGCCGCUGCAGCACCCUCAUCAAAAAAAGCAGCUGGAGGCCGCUCAGCUCCCCAAAAUGUUUGCCGAAGACCUGGACGAAGAUGACCUCCCUUACGCUGAGGUGGAGGCCAGAGAGCCUCAGCGCCCCGUCUCCACGCCCAGUGCCGUGAGGCAGCGUGCCGUGAUCCCAGCUGCGGAAGAGGAGGAGCGGGCGUAGCCCCUGCCAGCCGGGCCGCGCUCUGGAUUUCCUGGGUUGCUACCUGACGGGCAAACAUGAAGGACAGGCGGGGGUGGGGUGCCCUCCUCUUCCUCCUCUUUCGAGAGAAACGAGGCACAUCGGUUUGAAGGACAAACAAACUUGUUUCCAAGUCUUUUCAGUGGCAUCGCUUCAAAGCUUGACAUCCGAAACGCUCCUGGGGCCGCCUUUGGACUGGGCUGGGAGGUGCAAACGGGCGAGACGCACGUGGCGACGUGGAGAACUUCAGGUCUGUCGAGGGAGCGUUGUAUGCGGGGGACGGCCGGUCUGCAGCGCUGGCGAGCGUCGGUCCUCGGCUAGCCGUGGCCUCUCCUCGUCCCGCGGAGGCAGUCCAGGAAGAGAAGCUUCCAGGCACGCUGCCUUCUCCGCUCCGUUUGAGCUUAACGAGAGGCGGCUGUAACUGGGCUUCGCUUUUUAGGAUUGCGAAGCGACCUGUAACUCUGACUAACGAACUCAGCCGAGGGCCAAGGCUGGAACCGUGCAGCUAAUUUUGCCUGCCUAGGCGGGCUUUGGGCCUGGAUCUCUUUGGCAGCAGCUCCCUCCCACAAACGCUGGGUGGCAAAUAAGGGAUCUUUGGAAGCCGCUUCUUCGGUGGCCGGGGCGGAGUCGGCUGUUCAAAAGGAAAGGAGCCCAAAGUACCCCCGGGCAACCAAAAGGAGCCCUUCAAGCCCCAGCCUUUGUUAGUAUUGCCCCCCCCUGUUUACCUUUUGAGUAUUGGAUGGACCCCCUCCUUGAUCCAGUGUCUCUCUCCCCCCUCCUCUUUUUCUUGUACCUUCUGCUUUCAAACUCAAUGAAGGAGAAAGAUGCCGUAUCCCAAAAUCAGCAGACUGGACCUUGAGUUGGGGCAGGGCAGGAUGCAAACUGGCAGGAAAAAGGCAGGAUACCAGAUCAGAAGUUUGGUCGCCCUCCUGUCUGUCUUUUAAUAGUUGUUUUUAAACAAUUUGAGAAUUAAGGAUAGGAACGCUCGGGGGUGUGUGUCACAAUUCUUAAUUUUCCUGCCCAGGUGGCCUUUUAAAGAAAUGGGACCCUUGAAUGGAAGUUCCUUCCUCCUCCGUAUCCUAGAGCAGACUCUGUCUCUUGCAGGAGCUUUCUGUGGCAUUUCACCACGGAGCCGAACGACCCUGUGAAUUCCGCUAGCAUUUCCACACGUGGCACCUUCGCCUGUGGCUGCAUGUUCAGUUUCCCACAGCACAGUGUUCUUUCGUGAAAGACUUCUGGGCUGCCUUUUUUGUUGUUAUUUUAGUACAUUGCACACCUGUAGUCAUUUCUUUCUGUUUAAUGAAAAAAAAAAUAACCUCAAGGAGGCUUUAAGACUAGUUACGUUGCAGAGUAGCCCACCUUACUACCAGUUGUUCGCUUCACAUGCGGCUGUUUGAGGAAGUCUCUUUCCUUGAUUAUUGCAGAAAGGUUUUCUGCUUCGCUCUGAUCAGCCACUCCCAAGGGAAAGUGGGGUGACUUCCUCCCCCCCCCCCCCCGGCCUGUCGCGAGGGGUGCUUGGCGGUGGUAGAGGAACCAAGGCAUUUGGGGCUGGCCGGCAGCAGCUCUGCUCAAGCAGGGCCCUGCCUGUCUUCGUUCCGAGGUUUGAUGUCACCUCAAAAUAAUUUGUCGCGAUCUGCCUAUAAUAAAUGUUUUCGUUACAUUCCGCUGCAAAA